AAGGAUUGUUUUAAAACGUGAGCGAUCGCAAGUCUGUUACCGCAAAAGGUCGCUUUCGAUUUACGUUUUAUUUAACACACGUAGAGUUUGCUUGCACACAUACAAAAUCAAAUUAGAGAGUCCAAACAUAAUUGUUUUCCGUGUUUCUCGACAGAGAGCGAAAAUGGAGAUUAUGGAGGAUGGGAAUUUGGUCGAUCGCGUAAGAAUUUUAUUGCAACGGGAUAUGCAAUAUUACCAGGAGAUGCAAACGGUUCUGAGGGAACCCCUCUGUAUACGCAUCAGCGGCGGUAGGCUCGAUUUUCCACGGCACGCCUCGUUCGCCGCGAUUAAGAUCGUCACGUGGUGGGAAGCGGACUUCGUGGCCGCUUUCAGGCGCGCUUCCGGUUUGAGCUCCUCCGAGAACGGAAGCGCGUCCAGCGUCGACAGUGAAGACGUUGUCAUCAAACGGAUCCAGCCGUCCGACUUUAUUCUGCUCGUUGUCGACACCGCCGAGCAACUGCUAGAACAUCUGCACAUGUUAAUCCAGGAAUCGUUGGACCACGCCGAUCUCACCGUGCUCACUGCCACUUUGGGAGCGGCGGCAUUGAUACGUAACUGCUUGCGGUGCUACAAUCAGCACGCAAAAGGAAUAAUUUCUUCUCAAUCGAGCGAAAAGAUUAACAAGUCCCACAAAGCGUUUCAUGAAAUGGCCGAAGCUGUGGCGGAGAGAUUGCUCGACCUGCACUGUCGACUAAUUUCCUUAUACAUUCUCAAUGAGGCGGACUCCCUCAGCUGGCACAGCGACAAACCAUUCUUCGAGAGGGAACGGUGCUCCUACGUGGUACAAAUGUGGUGGUUGUACAUGCAAGGCACUAAGGCGGAUUUAUGGAACACGGUCUCGCCUAAGAUGGCACAGCGCGUAUUUUCAGAGAUGCUAAACGAGUCCCUGUCCAUCAUAACUACGCGAUUCAUUCACGGACGACCGACAGUGGCGCGAGCCGAACAAUUUUGGUCGGACGCCUUUAAUGUGCUUUGCUGCACGGGCUACCUCGCUUUGGGCGCGUGUGUCGACAGCGACGGGAUGAUUGGUGCACGUCCGAGUAAUUUGCCGACGGCGGUAAGAGACAUGCACGCAAAAUGUAACGAACUGUUAAUCUGCUUGCUGCUCAGAGGCACCCCUCUCAGAGAAUUAUAUCAGAUCUUCCGACACGGUUUGGAAAAUCUGGCGAUGCUGCGGCCCCGGCGCGGGCCUGCUCCUUGGCUGCUGAUAUGCGCUCCAAAUUUGUUAGGAUUAGGCGCAACCGAUUCUCCAGCCGAUAUUAUAACGUUACCCGCGGACAAAGCUGUCGUCCUCGAGCUGAAUGUCUUGAGGCAUCAGCCCCAACCCAACUGGCCUCAGUUGAUGAAGGUGAUAUCGAUGAGCGAUUACGUUGUGGCAAGGAUGCUGCUGAAGACCUUGAUACGGCAAAACGUAGGCGUCACGUGCGUGGACGACACUGACGCUGCUGACAGGUCAAAGAGCGACGAAAGAAGCUGCAGCGGUUUCUUAUGCAGCGGAUCGGCGUGCGACAAAACGCUAAAAAUCACUUCGGCUCUGGCAUUGUACAGCUUCUUCCACGUAUUGGUGGUAACCGUUAACGAGCCGGAGCACGUGAUCAUAUCGGCGCUCAAGCAGGACCCGAAUUGGUCCAAUUAUUUGGACAGACAACAGGUCUGGAAUCAAUCGCGGCCACCUUGGCUGAACGCGCUGAUAAAGCCGCUGAAAAUUAUGAUGCAGCCGGUGGCCGACGUGCUUUUAGACGCCGCGAAAACAGGUGCCAGCAUAUAUCAGGCCAUGUCCCUAGCGAUCGGUUGCUUCGCCGAGCUAUACGUGACCGCCUCGACUCCGGUUUUACGCGCCGCGUUCGCGUUAAACGACAACGUACCCGCGCACUGCCGGCCGAUCGGCGGCAACGUGUUGCUCCAGGUGUUAUGCGCCGCUCUGUACUCCACCCUCCUGGACAUGUCCGCGAAGGGCAGGAACGAGUCUCACAGUACACCGGGCUCCCAGGACACGUGUUGCGAGCUGAGCCCUUUCAAUCCGUACGACCGAUCUACCGCCGCGACGGCGCUCGCUGAGGCGAUUUGCAGCAUCGACGAGGACAAUAAGCACACGUCGCAGAUAGACUCCUUCUUGCUUCUUGUCAAGGACAGCCUCAGGAGAGAAGACGAGAAUCCGAGAAGCGGUGAAUUACAGAACAUGGCUUGUGUCAUCGAAACUUACACAGACGAGUUGUUGUUCACGAAUGUCGGGCGACGUUCCUUAAAAAUUGCACACGAGUAUCUAGUUCGAGCGUCCGAUUGGGUAUUAAAUAAUUUACGUCGCGGCGAGGAGAGCAGGGAGGUAGAUUUGAUUAUUCUGCCAGAAGUGUCGCCCAUCGUCAAGUCUCUCGCACAUAUAAUGUUUCACAUCGAGGACACGUGCUUCGAUCAAUUUAUGGCUAAUUACGAGGCAACCAACUGGUCAAGGAUAUUAACGAUGCCUCUGUCGAUUACUCUGGAGCGUGUACGAAGCCAAGUUCUCCUGAGGCCGGAAUUCAAGAACGUCGGGGAUCUGAGCCACGAGGAUAAAGAAGUGGCGCAAUCUAUCAAAAGGAUUUGCUCGUUCGUCAGAUCGGCGCGUUUCAAAUAAGCUGUUCGCACCUGUAGCGAUGUCUCUGCUGUAAUUUGUUCUCGAUAGGUUCGAAUUUUUAUUCUGUAACCAAAUGUAUAGAGGACAGUUUCCUAAUACGAGACAGGAUCCUAAUACGAGAUCGCGGGGUUUCUGCCAAAUUAACAGGCGUCGUCUGUUGGUUCCACCAUGAAUUUAUUGCACUUGGAGUGAAAUCUGUUUAGUGGAAAAUUUAUUGUUAGAUCGUGUAAUCGUUGCGAAAAAGAUUUGUGAUUGAACUUGGAUGUGGAAAUCCGGUUGUCUCAUAUUAGAAACUCAUAAUCAUGGGACUUUUCUCUACGUUUGCUCAAUAAAAUAACGGAUCCUUUAAAGGCGGCGCAGAGAGAGAAAGAGAGAGAGAGACAGGUUUCUUUCCACGCGAUAUAUCUCUGGCGUUUAUAGCUUCCGAGAAUAAGAUAUCUCGCGGUAAAAGUGUGGCCUGCGUUUUUCGCAUUUUACAUAAUGCAUCUGGAAGUAAACGGUCGGCAAUUUCUUCUCGCGGUAAAAGUUCGCGCGAGCCACUCUCCCGAAAGUUUUCAAUUCGGACUCUACUAGAAAUGGCCACUUUUCGAAAGUUUUUAAUCGGGCUUCUUAAUCUAUUAGCAAAGAUGAAAAAGAAAAUCCUUUUAGCGACACGAGUUAAGCGCUUCCUCGUUCUUUCCCCGUUACUUGGAUUACUGCCGCCCGCGCGCGUGUCAAGACUUGACCGCGUCGAAAUCUAACUACCGUUAGUUCAUUAUUAGUACAACCAACGCAGUCGCAUUGUCAGUAACUCCGCUCGUAGAUGAUGCAUUCACAGAAUAUAUCCGCGGGCGUAUCCACGGAAAGUUCUGUGGGAUUCACGUGGGAGAUGAAGAAUUUUGUAGAACACAUUUGCUGCAGAGGAAUAAAUGUGACACAGUGUUACAUAAUAAUUUAUUUUUAAUUUUGCAAAUUGACAUAUUUGAGACGCGACCCUCUUUCUGUUGGCGAAUAAUGAUAAUAUUGAUAAACAGUUCGCACUAAAGUUUCGCGAACGAUCCCCAUUACGCGUGAAAUUUUUUUAACCGUUAUAGUUUCUGCAAUGUAUACGUCAUAGAUGAUGCAGAUCUUCCCUUUUCUCUUUAUAAUACAAUGAUUAUAUUAUUUGGCACAUUUAUCGCAAAGACUACGUCUAUUAACCGAUUGAUGGACCAACAGGCCAGCUGUUGAAAAUUAUACGAUGCCCCAGAAUUAUCCAAUAAUCUUGCAGAUAAGAUUCACGGCACAUUUCUCGUCUCCUCAAGGGAAUAUUCAGUGGAAGAUUAUAAUCACAAACCGUUCGUUACAAAUUAAUAAAAUCGUUUAUUAUAAAUUAAUAAAAAGAGAGAGCGAGCUCUUGGUAAGUUAAAGUUUAAAAGUGUAAAUAAAUGAUUAAGUGCUGUACACAUUGGUCAGUUUAAAUACAUUUAAUUAGAAGAAAGUUGCUGGCUGAGAUAUUCAAUGAUGGCAAUUAAAACAACGUUUUAGUGUCUUCCGAAGGAAAUCAAAUUCGUCGUUCCUCGAUCCUCCGUCGACAAAUUGCCCGAAAAGCCUGGGACACCCGAUGUACAUCAGCUCACAGGGCGCGAAGUUGUUUCUAUAUUCUCUGUGCCGAUGCGCGUAAUUAAAAUAAGGAACAAUUACGCUCGUAGCGAUCGAAGCGUGUAGAUUGUUAUCCCACAUCGAAUGAAGGACUUAGGCCAAGUGUCCUUUUACAGCGCCGCCGCCACUAAUUAAUGGAAAUUAACGAGGUAGAACGGCGGGCGCAAUU
Vollenhovia emeryi is the source of this 4439-nucleotide messenger RNA. RefSeq lists its product as uncharacterized. Lineage: Eukaryota; Metazoa; Arthropoda; Insecta; Hymenoptera; Formicidae. The transcript is spliced from 13 exons. The record is from RefSeq and is a predicted model, not a curated record. Bases 164 to 2650 code for a protein of 828 amino acids.